CUUACCCCCUUCUUCCUCCACCCGCGCCAACGCCGCCAACGCCACGCAAUGCCGCUCGCUCCUCUCUCGCUGGAACCCGCCCCCUUCCCCCUCCUCCGCCCCGCCGCCGGCUGCGGCGGCGGCCGCGUCCUCCCGGGGCCCGCGCCGCGCCUGUGCCGGCCGCUGAGGGCGGCUCCCGUGGUGCCCGCCACCGCGGAAGAGCCGUCGUCCGAGGCCGCGCGGGGCCGCCUGGAGUCGCUGAGCCAGGUGGCGGCGGUGCUGGGCACGCAGUGGGGCGACGAGGGCAAGGGGAAGCUCGUCGACAUCCUCGCGCAGCGCUUCGACGUCGUUGCUCGGUGCCAGGGUGGAGCUAACGCUGGACAUACCAUAUACAAUUCUGAAGGGAAGAAGUUUUCACUUCAUCUUGUUCCGUCAGGCAUCCUUAAUGAGAACACACAGUGUGUAAUCGGUAAUGGAGCAGUCGUUCAUCUUCCUGGAUUCUUUAAAGAAAUUGAUGGGCUAGAGUCUAAUGGAAUUUCUUGCGAAGGAAGACUUUUGGUAUCAGACCGUGCUCAUCUUUUGUUUGAUCUUCAUCAAAUUGUUGAUGGACUUAGAGAGGCAGAGCUUGGGAAUUCCCUUAUAGGGACAACAAGGAGAGGAAUUGGACCAUGCUAUUCAAGCAAAGUUAUCAGGAAUGGACUCAGAGUUAGUGAUCUGCGACAUAUGGAUACCUUUGGUGCAAAACUCAACACCCUACUAAGAGAUGCAGCUAUGCGCUUUAAAGAUUUUGAAUAUGAUAACAAGAUUCUCAAAGAGGAGGUUGAGAAGUAUAAAAAGUUUGCUGAACGAUUGGAACCUUUUAUUACUGAUACCGUGCAUUUCAUGAAUGAGUCGAUCUUGCAGAAGAAGAAAAUAUUGGUUGAAGGUGGUCAAGCUACCAUGUUAGACAUAGACUUUGGUACCUACCCAUUUGUUACUUCAUCAAGUCCCUCAGCUGGUGGAAUUUGCACUGGGCUUGGUAUUGCUCCCAGAAGUCUCGGCGAUAUCAUUGGAGUGGUAAAAGCAUACACAACUAGGGUUGGAUCUGGUCCUUUCCCAACAGAACUAUUGGGUAAGACUGGCGACCUGCUCCGUGCAUCUGGAAUAGAAUUUGGGACCACAACAGGUCGGCCCAGGCGUUGUGGCUGGCUUGACAUAGUUGCACUGAAAUACUGUUGCCAAAUCAAUGGCUUCUCAUCUUUGAAUCUCACAAAACUAGAUGUCUUAACCGGACUCAAGGAAAUUAAGCUGGGUAUCUCAUACUUCACUGAUGACGGUAACAUGGUCCAAUCAUUCCCCGCAGACCUUGCUCUUUUGGAGCAAAUAAAGGUCAAAUACGAGGCCCUACCUGGAUGGGAGGAAGACAUUUCCUCAGUACGAGAUUACAAUGAUCUCCCAGAAGCUGCUCGUCACUAUGUGGAGAGGAUAGAGGAACUGGUCGGCAUUCCAGUACAUUACAUUGGCGUCGGCCCUGGACGUGAUGCCCUCAUAUACAAAUAAAAUUUUCUUUCAGAGAUAUUUCAUUUAGUUCAAUAAUGUAAGAGGAUUGCUUUGGUUACUAAUAAAACAUGCUGAUUGGAGGGUGCAGAAUUCAGCACCCUUUGCGAAAUGAGUUCAAAUGAGCUUUCAGGAA
Messenger RNA from Setaria italica (foxtail millet), 1651 nucleotides. Its product is annotated as adenylosuccinate synthetase 2, chloroplastic. Gene Ontology annotation, molecular function: adenylosuccinate synthase activity; GTP binding. Lineage: Eukaryota; Viridiplantae; Streptophyta; Magnoliopsida; Poales; Poaceae. The record is from RefSeq and is a predicted model, not a curated record. Gene Ontology annotation, cellular component: cytoplasm. The transcript is spliced from 4 exons. Bases 49 to 1518 code for a protein of 489 amino acids. Gene Ontology annotation, biological process: IMP metabolic process; 'de novo' AMP biosynthetic process.